This is a messenger RNA of Tarenaya hassleriana, 3330 nucleotides long. Its product is annotated as coatomer subunit beta-1-like. Gene Ontology annotation, molecular function: structural molecule activity. Gene Ontology annotation, cellular component: COPI vesicle coat; cytoplasm. Lineage: Eukaryota; Viridiplantae; Streptophyta; Magnoliopsida; Brassicales; Cleomaceae. Bases 114 to 2969 code for a protein of 951 amino acids. The record is from RefSeq and is a predicted model, not a curated record. Gene Ontology annotation, biological process: intra-Golgi vesicle-mediated transport; endoplasmic reticulum to Golgi vesicle-mediated transport; intracellular protein transport. The transcript is spliced from 5 exons.
UAAACAUUUGACAUAAAAAAAAAUUAUUCCCGAGAUCCAAAUCUGUAAACCCGACGGCCGAAGAAGGCACCUCUUCUCUUCUCUUCUCUUUCUGACGACCCUCACCGGAAAAGAUGGAGAAAGCGAGUAAGGAGAAAUCGUGUACUUUGCUCAUUCACUAUGAAAAAGGCGCUCCAGCAGUUGCAAAUGAGAUCAAAGAAGCCCUCGAAGGGAGUGAUCUACCUGCAAAGAUCGACGCCAUGAAGAAGGCGGUCAUGCUUUUGCUGAAUGGUGAAACCCUGCCUCAGCUUUUCAUCACUAUUAUCAGAUAUGUGUUACCUUCCGAGGACCACACGAUCCAGAAGCUGCUGCUGCUGUACCUGGAGAUAAUCGAUAAAACUGAUGCUAAAGGGAAGGUGCUGCCUGAAAUGAUUUUGAUAUGUCAGAACCUGAGGAACAACCUUCAGCAUCCAAACGAGUACAUCCGUGGAGUAACGUUGAGGUUCCUCUGCCGGUUGAAUGAGACAGAAAUAAUAGAGCCGUUGAUUCCAUCUGUAUUACAAAAUCUGGAGCAUCGCCAUCCAUUUGUUCGUAGGAAUGCAAUUCUGGCUAUUAUGUCAAUAUAUAAGCUCCCUCAAGGUGAACAGCUCCUGGUAGAUGCACCUGAAAUGGUUGAGAAAGUUCUGGCAACGGAACAAGAUCCCUCGGCCAAGCGGAACAUAUUCCUUAUGCUCUUCAAUUGUGCUCAAGACCGGGCGGUUAAUUAUCUUCUGACUAAUGUUGACAAGGUUUCUGAGUGGAAUGAAAUGCUCCAGAUGGUGGUUCUGGAGUUGAUCCGAAAGGUGUGUAGGAAUAAUCCAGCAGAAAAGGGGAAGUAUAUUAAGAUCAUCAUUGCUCUGUUAAUUGCCCCUUCAGCUGCAGUUAUUUAUGAAUGUGCUGGGACACUUGUUUCUCUGUCGUCUGCCCCUACUGCUAUCAGAGCUGCCGCCAACACCUACUGCCAACUUCUUCUUUCCCAGAGUGACAACAAUGUGAAGCUUAUCGUGCUUGAUAGGUUGAAUGAGCUCAAGUCAUCCCACAGGGAUAUCAUGGUUGAGUUGGUCAUGGAUGUACUCAGAGCACUCUCUAGUCCUAAUCUCGACAUCCGCAGGAAGACACUUGAUAUUGUUCUUGAACUGGUUACCCCUCGGAAUGUCAAUGAGGUAGUUCAAACUCUGAAGAAAGAAGUUAUGAAGACACAAAGCGGAGAGCUUGAGAAGAACGGAGAAUAUAGACAGAUGCUUAUUCAAGCCAUUCAUGCUUGUGCAGUGAAGUUCCCUGAAGUUGCAAGCACGGUGGUCCAUCUUUUGAUGGAUUUCUUGGGGGACAGCAAUGUGGCUUCAGCCCUUGACGUGGCUGUUUUUGUUAGAGAGAUAAUAGAAACAAAUCCCAAAUUAAGAGUUUCGAUCAUCACCCGGUUGUUGGACACGUUCUAUCAGAUUCGUGGUGCAAAGGUCUUCCCCUGUGCACUUUGGAUUAUCGGGGAGUAUUGCUUAUCACUUUCUGAAGUUGAGAGCAGCAUAACGACCAUAAAGCAGUGCCUAGGUGAUAUGCCAUUUUACUCUGUCUCUGAGGAAGCAGAAUCUACCGACUCCUCAAACAAGAGUCAUCAGAACCCUGCAGCUGCAGUUUCCUCUCGAAGACCUGCCAUUCUUGCUGAUGGAACUUAUGCUACCCAAAGUGCUGCCUCUGAAACCGUUUCCCUCCCUUCCGUUGUCCAUGGAUCAUCUGCUUCUGGAAACUUGAGACCUCUUAUCUUAAGCGGGGACUUUUUCCUGGGAGCUGUGGUUGCUUGCACACUGACAAAGCUUGUUCUUAGGUUGGAGGAGGUGCAGCCAUCCAAAACUGAAGUGAACAAGGCGACAACACAAGCUUUGCUGAUCAUGGUCUCUAUGCUUCAAUUAGGGCAGUCUCCUGCUGUUCCGAACCCAAUUGACAAUGACUCUUAUGAGAGGAUUGUGUUAUGCAUAAAAUUGCUAUGCCAUAGGGAUGAUGAAGUGAAGAAGAUAUGGCUCGAGUCCUGCCGCCAGAGCUUUGUCAAAAUGCUCUCUGAGAAACAGCAACAAGAAUUGGAGGAACUUAAGGCAAAGUCCCAAAUAUCUCAUGCUCAACCUGAUGAUCUCAUUGACUUCUUUCAUCUGAAAAGCCGGAAGGGUAUGAGUCAACUUGAAUUGGAAGACCAGGUGCAAGACGAUUUAAAACGUGCAACAGGAGAGUUCACUAGGGAUGAGAAUGAUGCAAACAAACUCAACCGAAUCCUUCAACUCACAGGGUUCAGCGACCCAGUGUAUGCUGAAGCAUAUGUGACAGUCCAUCACUAUGAUAUCGUCCUUGAUGUGACGGUUAUCAACCGAACCAAAGAAACCCUCCAGAAUUUGUGCUUGGAGUUGGCCACCAUGGGUGACUUGAAGCUAGUGGAGCGUCCUCAGAAUUACACUCUGGCACCCGAAAAGAGUAAGCAGAUAAAAGCAAACAUCAAGGUGUCGUCAACUGAGACAGGGGUCAUAUUUGGGAACAUUGUAUACGAGACUUCAAAUGUCAUGGAGCGGACGGUUGUGGUCCUUAGCGAUAUUCACAUUGAUAUCAUGGACUAUAUCUCUCCUGCUGCUUGUUCCGAUGCUGCUUUCAGGACCAUGUGGGCAGAGUUUGAAUGGGAAAACAAGGUGGCUGUAAACACAACAAUUGAUGACGAGAAAGAGUUCCUUGAUCACAUUAUUAGAUCAACAAACAUGAAAUGCCUCACUGCAACAUCGGCAUUGGAAGGAGAGUGCGGGUUCCUAGCAGCAAACUUGUACGCGAAGAGCGUGUUUGGAGAGGACGCUCUGGUAAACAUGAGUGUGGAGAAACAAACGGACGGAAAGCUGAGUGGUUACAUCCGGAUAAGGAGCAAGACCCAAGGGAUUGCCCUUAGCCUUGGCGACAAGAUCACCCUCAAGCAAAAAGGUAAGUAAGUAGCUCAUGUUACCAUCCAACUUAAUAAUCAUACACACAUUACCAUUCUCUCCUUCUCAGCCACAGGUACUCUCUCUCUCUCUCCCCAACCUUUUUUUCUUUUGCUAGACCAUUUUCGUGGGAUUUUUGGCUCAAUCCUCCUACAAGUACUAAAUCAUAAGCCCUUUGACCCUUUCUAUUCUAUCUCUUGUAUGGGUUUUUGGUAUUUUUUUUUUUUUUUUGGGUGAAAUGCAUGUGUAUUUGAAGAGAUUCGCUAUAGUUGUUAUCCUUUCGUCUUAAUAAUCCUUAAUAUUUCUUUAAGGUCGAAGAUGUGGACCGAUGUAUCUAUAUAUAUAUUGAUUGAUUGUUAGUUUUGAGAUA